CAUGCCUCGUCAUUUUUAGACUUCGAUGGCUUUCAGGCAUUUGUCAAGCCACUUGGAUUCAGAAGGGCCGAAGACUUUUAUACCUGGAGCAGUAGCGGCAACCGCCCAAUAUUCAUACCGUCGAAACCACAAGCGAUUUACAAACCGCACUGGAAAUCGUGGCCUGAGUCCUUGGGAUACAUAGAUCGCCGCCGCUUUAAUACCGCAG
Messenger RNA from Amoebophrya sp. A25, 208 nucleotides. Lineage: Eukaryota; Dinophyceae; Syndiniales; Amoebophryaceae. The record is from the annotation of a GenBank genome assembly.